Messenger RNA from Closterium sp. NIES-67, 5066 nucleotides. The record is from the annotation of a GenBank genome assembly. Lineage: Eukaryota; Viridiplantae; Streptophyta; Zygnematophyceae; Desmidiales; Closteriaceae.
UUUUUCUCGAGGUUGCUUCUCGACUCGAGGUUGCUUUCUCGAAAUUGUCACCACAAAAGCGAUCCGUUGCGGAAUCGUCUCUUCUUCGUUCUUGGAGCUCUCUAGGUUAUGGUUAUGAAAUGGGUCUAGCCAUCGCCAACAGCCUCUCGGGCUCGUCGCCUCAGGAAAUUCCGAGCCGCACUUGGAAGGAUUACUGUCCGGGCAUUUUUUCGAGAGGUAGCGAGGAUUCCGAUAGAAGUGACCGCGUAGCAGACUUCAUGCACUGUAUGGACACGCUACUAGCUGAUGAGGUGGAAGUAGUGAAGGUAGCGGAAUUCCCAGUUGUAGCGGCUACAGUCUAUCCGAUGCAUGACGUGGAUGAGGACGGUCCGGAUGACCUUGACACGUCAGCGUCGUCAAGCGACUCCGCCGAAUCAUCUCCCCGAACUUCCUGGAAGAUUUCAGCGGCCAUGGAUCCACGUCAGCUCGACUGGGUGCACCUCGCGAGUCGAUUAAAAUCCUCGGCUCUCGGCGUGCUGCACCAGACGAAGACAUCCGCACCGCUCGAACAGACGAGCACACGAGCCUCAAUAGAGAGCGGGAAACGCGCCGUUGACGAGUACUCGGGCGAUGGAUGUACAGAGAGUUCAGGGGAUUCGCGCGACAGCUCAUUAGCUUCGGAGGCGUCGAUCCCCGGUGCAAUUGGCACAGGAGGCGAAGACGAACGGGAGGACGCUACCAGUGAGCGGGAUAGUGCUGUCAGUGGCGAGGAACGGUGCGAGGCGGUGUCUGCGAACGAGGAGGCUGCGAACGAAGUGGUUACACGCGACCAGAUGGCGAAGGACUGUUGGUCGGAGCGGUCGUGGGACGCCAGCAGCGUGGGGUUGUGGGACGAACCGGACGUGUGGGACGCGCAUGGUGGCGACGACGCGGACGAGGUGGAGUCGAUCAGAAGCAUCUUCAGCUGGCCGGGCGCCUCGAGCUCGGAGAGCGAGGCAGAGGGCACGGAGAUGAUCGACAUGGCGCCGACCAGGGGGUGGCGGCGAUGGCGGAGAUGGCGGAGACGGCGGAACCGGCGGAGAUGGGGGAAACGGAAGAGAUGGCGGGGAUGGUGGGGAUAGUGGAGAUCGACAGCGAGUUACGAGUGCACGUAGUUAAGGGGCUCAGGCGGGAGGACGCGGGGUGCGGGCUGGAGCUGCUAGGCAGCGUGGUUGGGAGGAGCAAUCUAGAGACGGCUCAGAAUACACUGCUAGGCGGCGUUGUGGGGGAGGAGCAAGAGACGGAAGAGGCGCGCGGCGACGCGCCUGGCGAGUGCGGUACGCAUAGCGGGAAUCGGAGAGGACAGUAGCGAGUCUGAAGCGGAGGGCAUCGAAGGGCGGGAGAUGGACGUGUUCCGCGUGGCGGGGAUACCCGGGGAGAGCGAGGGAUCGCAGGAAGCGGGUGAAUGGAUGCAGGACGGGAAUGAGGGGUCAUUGGGUGCGGGCAGGGGUAUGCCAGGAAAAGGCGAUGAACGGCCGGGUGCAAGGCUGGCUCAUGCUGCGGCAGAGAUGGCGCCGGGAGCCGUGGAAAACGGGCUUGAGAGAGGAGCCACUUGCAGCCGGCGCCGAUUGCUCUGACGGUAACGCCACUAACGGCUCUGACGGGCGGCCGGUAGUUGCCUGCCUAUCUGCGGCAUCGCGCGCGCUGGCAGCGCGGCGUGAACUAGAAAUAAGCAGCCAUGCCAGCUCUCCGCAGCGCGGCGUGACCUCUCUUGACGACGAUCGCAGCCAUGCCAGCUGCCGCUGCCACGUCGUGGAGCCGCGCUGCGAUGGUGGCCCCGAUAUAAGCACGAGCCGGCCAGUGUUGCCUCUCGUGGAAGGCGAGUGCGGGUCUGCUCGCACGGAGGCUGGCUCGGGCGGGUCCGCGGUGGGAGGAGUGUUGAGGGGCGCGUUCACGGCCGUUCUGCCUGGUGUGCGCGCCGUCACCUCCGCGCUUCGAUCCGCCGUGGUGAUCGACGGUCGGCGAGAUUUGCUACCACGAGCUUCACAGCGCAUCCCCGGCGCACCCGGACCACGCGCAGCUGCUCGCGGCGCUGGCGCGCGCGCAGGCGCACGGGCUGGCGGAAGGGCAGCAGCGUCUGGCGCCGUGGGACCCGGACGCGGUCGUGGCGGUGCCCUCGGGACUGCCGCGCAGGUGAAAUCCGCGCUGCAGGCGUCGCGGGAGCUUCUGCGCGCGGAAGAGCUGGCGCUUCCCGGGGAGAAGGGGGAGGCGGGGAAAGACGCGGAGGCGGAAAGGCAGGGGGGUGAAGAGGACGCCGAUAGGGGGGAGGAAAGGCAGGAGGGAGUGCUGGGGGAUGUGAGGGGAAGCGGGGGAAGCGGCGGAAGCGGGGGAAGCGGGGGGAGUGGGGGAAGCGGGGGUAGCGGGACGCUGCCGAUGGUGCUGGCGCGCACGCUGCAUGCGCUGGACGUGUUCGAAGACGUGCCUUUAAGGGACGACGAGGAGGGCGCGGGGGGAGGCGCGCGGAUGUUCGUCCCCAUGCGCCAGCUGGCGGCCGGCCUGCCGGGAGAGGUGGCGGAGAUGGAUGAGGCGAUGGGGUAUAUGGGGGGCGGUUUCUUGGAUGACUUGCGGUACGCAGAUGAUGGGAUGUAUGGCGAUGAAAGGGGGUGUGAGGGCGGUGGAGCAGGAUGCGUGGAGGGUGGGGGGUGUUUUGACGGUACGGCGUGCUUUGAGGAGUGUGGGUAUGUGGAGGAGUGCGGGUGCGAGGCGAGCGGGUACAAGCAAUGCGGGUACGAGGAGGAGAGUGAGGCGAGCGGGCAGGAGGACACAGGCCGUGGGGUGAGUGGCUGGGGCAGCACCAUGCGGUCGAGGCAGAACCAGGCCAGCAGGGCGAGCUGGGGGCGGCUGAGGGGCGCAGAAAGGGAGAUGGAGAAGGGGUAUUAUGAGGAGCAGUGUCGAAUGCAUGAGGAUGGCAGUGGCGAGGACGAGCUGUUCAACCUCCGUGCAUCACUCCACCGCGCGUCGCAGCGGGCCCUGAACUCGCCGCAUGCCAUGCUGUGCCACCGCCACCACACGCGCAUGCAUUCAUCGCCCCUCCUGCGCUCCUCCCCCCCACCUGCACUCGUCGCCCCACCUGCACUCGUCUCCCCACCUGCACUCAUCCCCCCACAUGCACUCAUCCCCCCAAGUCGACCCAUUGCCCAUGCCUCCCUCUUCCGAUCCUACACCGACUGGCCCUCCUACCGCGGCCCUUCCUCGCUCUUCCCGGGCUUCCCCUGCAACGAGGGCAGGGAGAGCACGGCAGCUGUGGCAGCGGCUGCAGCGGUGGCGUGGUGUCAGGAGGAGUGGGAGGGCAAGAGGCCUUGCUGGAAGGAGGCCUGUUUUCUGGUGGCGGUGGUUAAGGGUAAGGCAAGGAGGAGAGUGGCGGAGGGCAGUGGAGGGACGGGAGAGAGUGAGAAGGCGGAGAAGAAGAGGGGGAAGGAGAGGUGGGGGGGAGUGGAGGGAAGAAACACCGUGGGUGGUGGUGAGGCAGCCACUGGGGGUGCAGUGCAGGCAGGGAGUGUGAGAAGGAGAGAGCGCAAUAGGGGCACAGUUAAGGGGUCGGAGAGGGGAGAUGGCAAGGAAGGGGGUUCAGAUAGGCAGAAGAAGAGUGCGUGGAAGGUUGUCUCUGCAGGCAGUGGGGAGGUGGGGAUGGAAGGGAGCAGGGCAGGAGCGAAGAGACUGGAGAGGGGCAAGGCGGAGAGGGAGACAGAAGGUGGGGAGGAGAAGGGCGGAGCUGACAGUGUGGCAGGUGCCAGGGAUGGUGCCAGGAAUGGUGCAGGGGGGCUGGAGCAAGGUAGAGUGCGGAGGAAGGGGAGUGGGCGUGAGAAGAAGGGGAGCAGGCAGGGUGGUGAUAUGAAGCGCGGUGGGGGUGUUGAGAGUGGUGCGUUGGAGGAGACAGCAGAGGGGGCGAAGGAUAAGAGGAUGCUGGCAGCCAGAGGCGUGACCCCUCUAGGCAAGGCAUGCGGGACUGAGAGGGGUGGUGGUCUGGUCCCGCACCCAGGUCGCAAGCUAGUCAAGACCAACAAGGCUCUCACUGCUGCAGCAGUGUCACACGCGGGGCAAAGGAGCACAGGGGGCAUUCUACUUCCCAGUAUAAGCACUCGUGAUGUUCCACGCUCCUGUAUAAGCACUGGUUUCACCUCAUCCUCGUCAUCACCAUCAUUAUCCUCAUCGGCAGCAGCAGCUGGAAAAUCGGAGGAGUGUCAAGAUUCAGCAGUAGGGCCACAGCAGCAUCAGCCUGUUAUUCCACCAUCCAAGCUGCCUUUCUCCUCCUCACCCUCACCCUCACACUCUCCGUUCUCCUCCCCUCUCCACUCCACCGCCACCUCCUCCUCACCCUCUGGCCUCUCUGACCCUCCGCCUCCAUGUUGCCCCUCAGCGCAGCUUCGCGGAUGGCUGCUGCACCGCCUCCCUCGUUCACCCCAACGCCAGCUGCCCCCCACUCAUUGGCGGAGCAUGCGGUGCAACGGCCUGUGAGUGCAGUGGAGGUGGAGGGUGACCUGGCUGCUGGCUCGUCCUGGCAGAUGGGACCUGAUGGGCGUGAUGCCACUGGUGCUGAUGCUGGCAGUGUUUGCAACACCAGCAGCUGUAGCACCAGCAUUGGGAUCAGCAGCAGCUGUAGCACCAGCAUCGGGGUCAGCAGCAACAGCAUUGUCGGCGGCGCUGGCAUUGGGCAUGAGCCCCAUGUCGUACGGUUUUCGCUACUGUCAAUGCUCUCACAUGCUCUGGCCGCCAUGCGUGCUGCCAUGACCCACGCCCGCUCCAUGCUCCACCACCUCUCUCGCGCCUUCCUCCAUGCAUCCAUGGCUCUACACAUGUCAUGGGGCUAGGUGCUGAAUCGCACAACCCGAUGGCCGACUACUAAUACGACAUGCUAGUCCACCACCACCAGCAGAUGUGACAUGACUAGCAAAAAGCAGGUCUGAUUAUGAGGCGCUUCUACAUUCGACCUGCAUCUCACUUGUGGGGCCCGAUUGCCAUUGUGUCAUUGCAUGUACAACCUCUUAUUUAGCCCUUUUUGAUUGUAUUUCUGUACGCCUUUUCUAAUUUAUGCAACAUGUAUCUCCCGU